Molecule: messenger RNA, 1236 nt
Organism: Mesorhabditis spiculigera
Lineage: Eukaryota; Metazoa; Nematoda; Chromadorea; Rhabditida; Rhabditidae
Source: the annotation of a GenBank genome assembly
AUGGCCGCCGAGACGGUGACAGCCGCUGUUGAGGAGAUGAAGCUGGAAAACGGAGGAGAGAAAGACGUGAGCAAAGAUGACGUCGUAACUCCAUGGGAUGUGUCUUCUUCUUCGGCCACCGGCGUCGAUUACAACAAAUUGAUAGACAAAUUCGGUUGCCGGACCCUGACUGCCGAUCUGGUCGAACGAAUCGAGCGGCUGACCGGAAAGCCGGCGCACGUCUUUUUACGACGAGGAAUGUUCUUCGCUCAUCGGGAUUUGACCGCCAUCCUCGAUCGCAUCGAGCAAAAGAAGCCCUUCUAUCUGUACACCGGGCGCGGCGCUUCGUCUGGUUCCCUCCACCUUGGCCACAUCAUUCCCUUCAUUUUCACCAAAUGGCUACAGGACAUGUUCGACGCGCCACUUGUCGUGCAGCUGACCGACGAUGAGAAGUUCAUCUGGAAAGGGAUGACGGUGGAGCAGGCGAAGAAGAUGGCCAUCGAGAACAUCAAGGACAUCAUCGCCGUUGGCUUCAGCCCCGACCAGACGUUCAUCUUCAACAACUUUGACUACAUGUGCCCGCCCUUCUACGAGAACAUCGUCAAGGUGUGGAAGUGUGUGACGAACAACCAGGCACGCGCCAUCUUCGGGUACUCAGGCGAAGACCCGAUGGGAAAAUCCGCGUUCCCGGCCGUUGAAUGCGCGCCGUGCUUUGCCUCGUCAUUCCCGCACAUCUUCGGGACGAAGAAGGACAUCCCCUGCCUCAUCCCGUGCGCUAUCGAUCAGGACCCCUACUUCCGGAUGACGCGCGACGUGGCGCCGAAGCUGAAGUGCCCGAAGCCGUCGCUCAUCUUCAACACAUUCCUGCCCGCACUGCAGGGCGCCCAAACAAAGAUGUCGUCGUCGGACCCGAACUCGUGCAUCUUCAUCUCCGACACGCCCAAUCAGAUCAAGAAUAAGAUCAACAAGUACGCCUUCUCGGGAGGCCAGGCCACCGUCGAGGAGCACAAGCGGUUGGGCGGCAAUUGUGAUGUCGACAUUUCGUUCCAGUUCCUCAGCUUCUUCAUGGAGGACGACGCCGAGCUGGAGCGGAUCCGGAAGGCCUACACGUCCGGCGAGAUGCUGACCGGCGAGUUGAAGGCCGCCGCCAUCAAGGAGGUGCAACGAGUUGUCGCCGACAUUGCCGAGCGGCGCAAGAACGUCACCGACGAGACUGUUGAGGAAUUCCGAAAGAUCCACAAGCUGAAGUACGACUUC